GUUCAUAGUCCGUAACCCUCUCGGAGAAGGGAGACGAAAUCUCAAAUUCUUAGAAAAUCUACAAACAUCUGGCCUCCGCGAACUGUAGAAGUAUUUCGCUUGCUUCUUCCUGGUUGCAAUCCAAUUGUAUAAAUCAUUCCUCGCAAAUUUGGACUACUUCUGAUCGGAACGGGCCAACAGGUUUUAUUGUGAUCUUCAAACGGCUGAUACCCGUCUGACUGGUUUGCCUUCGAACAUGGCAUCGGUGGACCAGAAAGAAGAAAGGCAUGGCGAAGGAUUGUUUAAGGAAGUUAGUGAUACCUACAUAUGCUGGGACAAGUCUGCCGUGGAGAACAUUCCCGCAGACGUCAACGCCUUUUUCGGUCAUCCGCUCACCGCGGCAACGAAUGCGAUCGAGGGAGCAGAUUCCCUGGCCCUGCUUCACGAGUACCAAAAUCUCCCGCCGAUUGAUACUAAUAAGGGACAGUACCAUUACGUAGAGAUCGGGGACACUAAUAAAAUCACAACAGUAGAUGAGCUACUCGUUCUCGACUCGGCUAAAUCCGAAGCCAGCCCUAUCCACAGUGACAGCCCAAAACCGCAGGAUCUACGCGUAGUUCGAGCCUCUGAGUCUGAAAUGAUCCUUGCGACCAGUCAAGAACUUUCCCGGGAGCAAAUGGUUAUAUUCAGCCAAAGCAGUGUGCCACAUACAUCAGGUUAUGGACAGUUUCCAGUUUAUACGAUACCAAUGGCCAGACCACAGACAACAGUAGAGCUGAACGUUCCACCGAAGAACAAGCAGCAUGCAAAGAAGGCAAGGCGGCGACCAAACCAUGCGGAGAUGACUUACAAUCUUCACCAGGCGAAUGAAACCCAAGCGCCAACAGAGCAAGGGCAGCAUCAAGUCCAACAUCAAACGCUUCAGCCGAGUCCUUCUCCGCAACCUCUGCAGUACCAAGAACCCGCAGUUCCGCCCAUGAUCCAGCAGUUACAGCAACAUCGAACCUUCCAGCUAAAUCAAAUCCCCACGUUUCAUCCUUUACAACCGAAUCAACAGAAACAACAGGCUCACGCUACUUUUUCCAUGGAUACACUCAACAACAACGUGCCCAACUUUUCGACAAGUGUAGCACAGUCUCAUAGUGCACUCCAAGCCGCAUUGAAUUCAAAGCCUUUGGCACUCUCAGUGAUCUCUCAACCAAACUACCAAACGUUAGCACAAACUGUCAAUACGCCGACGAUAAAAUAUGAAACUCAUCGUUCCCCUGCUGUAAAAUAUGAUACUCAUAAUGCCCAUGUGAUGGAUAACUUGGAUACCGUAAUACAACGGACUGUCAACCCAAGUACUACAUGGACCCCUUCCACAAACUGCCAAACUACAUUCAGUCAAAGUGCACACGUUCAAAUAAAUUCAGAUGCAUCACCUGUAAUGUCCCAAGGAACAUUUACAAAUGGUGUUGGUGUGAACAGCCACCUAUCUCAUCCCGUUCAGCAAAUGAAUCCUCGCGAGAGUAACGCUUCUGAUCGACAUGAAGUCCUCUCUGUCGAUAGUGGUAUCUCGGAUUCGUGUGUAUCGCCGACCCACCCAUCUCCAAGGUUGGAACCAACCAGAAACAGCCAGUUUACGGUUGAAAAAGGUUCCAGUGCGGCGCCCAAAGCGAAGCGUAGGCAGUCUACUGGAAGCAGCACUUGCACGAAUCGACAAGGGAAGGAGAUGACUAUACCUAAACGAAAUCAUGACAAUACUGGAUUCCAUUACUUUCUCGAAGCACCAACCUCAACAUUCCAAAAGCUGGAUGAAGAUAGAGUCACAUACAUUAAUAAAAGUCAGUAUUAUGGACUAACCCUGGAAUGCAACCUGUCAGCGCGAAGGGAACCAUCAUUGUUGCGAAGUGAUGUGGUCAAAUCUGUGGUGAUCGUCGUCUUACGUUGUGAAAAGAAUGUGGAGGAGAGCGCUGCUUGGGAGCUCUGGUAUAGCCGUCAGCACAAUGUCAAACAGAGGGUCAUAGAUAUUGAUACGAAGAAUAGCAGUGGCAUCAUCAUCGAGAGCAUUCACGAACUUGCCCACAACGCCCUCUCCUUCCACUGGCGGCCUCGGGAGGGGACCUCGAGGGCUAGCAUAGCUCUUCACUGUCUUAGCACGGACUUCAGCAACCAAAAAGGAGUGAAGGGUGUGCCGCUCCAUCUUCAAAUCGACACAUUUGAGGAAGUGACGGAUCGGUUUCCUGUUCAUCGCGCUUACUGCCAAGUCAAAGCGUUCUGUGAUAAGGGUGCUGAGAGAAAGCUUCGUGAUGAGGAAAGGCGCAAAGAGGCGAAGAUUCGUUUGGCUGAAAGUCGACCAACUCGUCGGAGACCCGUCCAGACGCACCCUGCAUCUAAUCGAUCUGAAUUUUACUCAAUGCUGGAUUUGGAGAAGACCCCCUUCCUAUUUUAUGGUUAUCAGGUACCAAACCAAAAUCUUUACAACAAGUGUGGAUACCCAAGCCCAAGUACCGGUACGCGGUAUUCCAAUCCAAGCCCAUCUCCAACAUGCCAGUGUAACUGUGGAUGUCACGAUUCGCAGACUCUAACAUACUCUCCGUCGAAGAAGCCGAAGGUGGACGAUGGCCAGAAAAUUCUGCUGUACGCAAGAAGACGAAAUGAGACAGCAUUUACGGCAUUAGUCCUCAGGCUGCCAACGGCUAAUUGUCUGAAAGCAGCAAUCGCGGACAAGUUUCAAGUGCCUUCUCAUGAAAUUCGCAAUGUUUACAAGCAUUCUAUGAAAGGGAUCAUAGUCAAACUGGAUGAUGACAUCAUACAGAACUACAUCAACGAAUCAACCUUUGAGAUCGAGAUUGCUCGUCACGAGGCUGGAUAUGACGUGCAGCUGAGCGAGAUAGAACCAAGCAUACUUAGAUACAGAUAAACGUUCACAAAAUGGACAAGUUCAGAUAACAUUUAUUUCUAGUCAGCAAUAAGUUAUAGCUAAUACUUAAAUUAAAUGACUUAAUUCAAAUUUUGACGCAUGUAAUGCUGAGGUUGACAAGAGCUCACUCAUAGCAUGUGAUUUUUGACAUGGUGAUCAAUUCAACUGCUCAAAAAGUCAUACCGGGUAGACUUUCUUUUCUCAAGGAUUGGAUCAAGCAUUACAACACUAAUUAUUGCUUUACGUCAUGCCGGCCUCGUCCGCC
This is a messenger RNA of Lineus longissimus, 3149 nucleotides long. RefSeq names its product grainyhead-like protein 1 homolog. NCBI's taxonomy places the organism in Eukaryota, Metazoa, Nemertea, Pilidiophora, Heteronemertea, Lineidae. Gene Ontology annotation, biological process: regulation of transcription by RNA polymerase II. Gene Ontology annotation, molecular function: RNA polymerase II cis-regulatory region sequence-specific DNA binding; DNA-binding transcription activator activity, RNA polymerase II-specific. The record is from RefSeq and is a predicted model, not a curated record. The coding region runs from base 236 to 2884 and encodes 882 amino acids. The transcript has 15 exons. Gene Ontology annotation, cellular component: nucleus.